GGCCGGACGUGCCGGGAAUCUUGCAACCACGCACGUGUAGGGAACGUUGCGGACAGCAAGUGAGGCCAGUGAGAACUGGCCCUUUGGAGCCACAAGCGAGGAAUCACAUGGGUGACAUGACGUCGAGGGGGAGUUUUCACACGUUUCUGCUGACUCAGCUGAAUCUGAGCUCUCGAGCCUCAAGCACAGGAUCCAGAUUCCAGCAAGCGAUUCGUUGAGAAGAUUCAAAACUCCACUCGAGUCGGAACUUGGGGGAAGCUCUUCUCCAAUUACACUUUCCAAAGCGUUUCCUCUGCGCAAGAAGAGCUGUUUGAACCGGCUGGACGCCAUGGCGCUCAUCGAGGCUCUCGCGAAGUAUGUGCCAGGUGCUGCUCCACAUGCUGCUCCUCAGGCGGCCUACACUCUCAUCACCUCCCAUUUUGUGAACUGGUUCAUCCCAAUCUGUGGACUCAUUGGCAUUGCCUUUGCGCUCCUCCAAUGGCACAUUGUCUCCAAGAUUAAGGUCUCACCGGAAGCAGGGAGGUACAAUGAGUAUGUUGCGGUUGAGGAUGGUACUGAUGAUCAGGGGGUCAUCCACAAGGUGGCGGAGAUUCAGGAGGCCAUCUCUAAAGGUGCCAUCGCCUUCCUCAGCACCGAGUACUACUAUGUGGGGAUCUUCAUGGUCAUCUUCUUUGUUGUCAUCUUCCUAUUCCUGGGGUCAGUUGACAACUUCAACACCAAGUGGACCGCCUGCGACACCAACCCGAGCGGCUACUGUGCCCCUACUGUCGCCAUUGCGUUCUUCAGCGCUUUGGCUUUUGCAUUGGGAGCAGGCACCUCUCUGGUGUGCGGUUUCCUUGGCAUGAAGAUUGCUACCUACGCGAAUGCUCGUACGACGUUGGAGGCUCGCAAGGGUGUUGGCCAUGCGUUCAUCGUCGCAUUCCGCUCUGGCUCUGUCAUGGGCUUCUUGCUUACCAGCCUGGGCCUCUUGGUGCUCUUUGCUACCAUCACCGGAUACAAGUACUACUUCGGAGCGGACUGGAUUGGUCUGUAUGAGUCCAUUGCUGGGUAUGGUCUUGGAGGAUCCAGUGUCGCUCUCUUCGGUCGUGUCGGUGGUGGCAUCUACACCAAGGCUGCGGAUGUUGGUGCUGAUCUUGUUGGCAAGGUCGAGCGUGGCAUUCCAGAGGACGAUCCGAGGAACCCUGCUGUCAUCGCUGACAAUGUGGGCGACAACGUCGGUGACAUUGCGGGCAUGGGCUCUGACCUGUUUGGCUCCUUCGCUGAAUCCACCUGCGCUGCGCUGGUCAUCUCGUCCCUCUCCUCGCUGGGCCACGCCCACUCUUUCGCCGCCAUGAGCUUCCCCCUCCUGAUCACCGCCGCCGGCAUCCUCAUUUGCCUGAUCACCACCCUCUUCGCCACCGACUUCCACAUCAUCAAGACCGUCAAGGAGAUUGAGCCGUCCCUGAAGCGUCAGCUCAUCAUCUCGACCCUGCUUAUGACCCCCACCAUCUUUGCUGUCGCUCACUACUCGCUCCCAGCUGAGUUCACCAUCAAUGUCGUUGGACAUGAGCCCAAGCCUGUCAAGAACUGGUACAUGUUCUUCUCUGUGGCCUCUGGACUCUGGGCUGGCCUCAUCAUUGGGUUUGUCACCGAAUUCUUCACGAGCAACGCCUACCAGCCGGUCCAGGACGUCGCUGACUCGUGCCGCACGGGCGCUGCCACCAACAUCAUCUUCGGGCUGGCCCUGGGCUACAAGUCGGUGAUUAUCCCCGUGUUCGCCAUCGCUGCGGCCGUGUACACGAGCUACCAGCUGGCCGCCAUGUACGGCAUCGCGUGCGCGGCCCUCGGCAUGCUCAGCACACUUUCUACUGGGCUCGCCAUUGACGCUUACGGCCCUAUCUGCGACAACGCUGGAGGAAUUGCGGAGAUGGCUGGCAUGGGAGAGAGCAUCAGGGAGCGCACUGAUGCGCUGGACGCUGCUGGAAACACCACCGCUGCCAUCGGCAAGGGCUUCGCCAUUGGAUCUGCUGCUCUGGUGUCUCUUGCUCUUUUCGGUGCCUAUGUCAACCGCGCGGGUAUCUCUGUUGUCAACGUCAUCCAGCCUGAGGAGUUCUGCGGCCUGCUGGUGGGCGCCAUGCUGCCGUACUGGUUCAGCGCCAUGACGAUGAAGUCGGUGGGCAAGGCUGCGCUGGCCAUGGUGGAGGAGGUGCGCCGCCAGUUCAACACCAUCCGGGGACUCAUGGAGGGCACCGCCAAGCCCGACUACGAGCGGUGCGUCAAGAUUUCCACGGACGCGUCCAUCAGGGAGAUGAUUGCCCCCGGUGCGCUGGUCAUCCUGACCCCCGUCAUCGCCGGCACUCUCUUCGGGACCAGGGCCCUCUCCGGAGUCCUGGCGGGCGCUCUCGUCUCUGGCGUGCAGAUCGCCAUCUCUGCUUCUAACACCGGUGGGGCCUGGGACAACGCCAAGAAGUACAUUGAGGCCGGCGCUUCCGAGCACGCCAAGUCGCUGGGCCCCAAGGGAUCAGACGCCUACAAGGCUGCUGUCAUUGGUGACACCGUAGGUGACCCGCUCAAGGAUACCUCCGGUCCUUCUCUCAACAUCCUGAUCAAGCUCAUGGCUGUCGAGUCUCUGGUUCUAGCGCCUUUCUUCAAGGCGCAUGGAGGCAUCAUCUUCGGAGGGAACCAUUAAGCCAAGUGCGUCAGAGUGGCAGCCUGGCGGUUCGCAAUUUUGGAAAAUGUGAGUCGAGCAGGAGACUGUUGAGGUAGGGCAGGUCGAAUGCAGAGUUGAGCAAUGUCUUUUCUUUGCACAGUCGGAGGUUUCGUGUCAGUAAAACGCUUGUUUCAGCCACCUAGGAGUUCGGAGAUAGUGAACUGGUCGAGCAGAUUGUUCUAAGAGUGUGAACGUGCAUUUGAAAGGAUCUGUUGGAUUCUGAUUACAAGCAUGUGGAGUGUCUGCAAGUGUGUUCGGUCAAACAGUUUCCCCCAAAACGGAAAGCGAACAUGUCACAAGUAGCUGUCAAUCCUGAUAAAAAGUGCAUUAGAUCAACCCCUUAUAGACGCCGCUAGCUAACAACACUGCAUAUGACAUUUUAGACUGCAAUGGUUCUUGUAGCCGCAUGUGGCAACAGCCAGUUUGACUACUACUUGCUUGACUAAGUGAACACAGCAAAGUGCAUGCAGCCGAUAGCCGUGAGCUUGGACGUGACCCAUCCUUCCCCAGUGGUUCCACAGCAAU
Molecule: messenger RNA, 3214 nt
Organism: Klebsormidium nitens
Lineage: Eukaryota; Viridiplantae; Streptophyta; Klebsormidiophyceae; Klebsormidiales; Klebsormidiaceae
Source: the annotation of a GenBank genome assembly